UUCACCUUCCCAGAAGAAACCAAAACAGCUAACGUGAGAAUGACAACAUCAGGAGAAGGUUUCCAUGCUGUGACUGCAGUGGCUUGGCUUUGCCAUGUGGUUUUGCUGAAGUGACAAAUAAUUUGAGCACCUUCCUCAACAGUUUCUUCAAUAAUGGGACAGGACAUGUCUUCACUCCAACAGGAAAGAGGAAGCAGAAAGAGUAUAAAACAGCAAUCCUGUUCACUGUUGCGCCCAACAUCCAGACUGCAAGAUGGCUUUUCUGCUUCUCCUGGUGAUGCUGACAGCAUGUGCUGCCACUCCUCAAGAUCUCUCCAGUAAAAUGUUCACCUUCCCAGAGGAAAGCCAAACUGCUAAUGUGAGACUGACAACAUCAGGGCAGAUGUUCAAUGCUGUGACUGUCUGUCUCAGAUCGAUGACAGACCUUUCCAGAAACCACCCCCUUUUCUCGCUGGCAACGCCCUCCUCUGACAAUGGCUUCCUGAUAUUCAAGGGAGCUGCAAAUGAUACAAUUGCUGUUCAUGUCAUGAAUACAAUUGCUCAAUUUCGAGGUCAGGACUACAAGCUCAACACGUGGCAUCCUAUUUGUUCCACAUGGGACUCUGAGUCUGGUCUGGCUCAGCUGUGGUUGGAUGGGAAGCCCUCAAUUAGGAAAUUCACUGGAGGAUCAAACAUCACGAACCCCAUUGUUAUCCUCGGACAGGAGCAGGAUUCCUACGGUGGAAAGUUUGACCGUAGGCAGUCUUUUGUUGGCAUGAUCACUGAUGUCCACAUGUGGGACCACACCCUCUCAUCCUGUGAGAUCCAGCGCUACGUGGAUGACCGAAACUUCUCCCCAGGGAACGUGCUGAACUGGAGGGCGCUGGAGUUCCAGACCACCGGACGAGUGCUGAUAGAAAAUAAGCAAUCACCCUGUUACUAAAGCCACGCUACAACAAGACCUCCAUGUAAGGUCUUUUCUUUUGAGUAUGAUGCUUACACCCUGCAGACCUUAACAGUGGUUAUGUAUAACUUUGCUUUGAGGCCUUAAUCAGCUCGGAUUUCAAAAGAAAGAAAGAAAAAAAACAUUUUUGUUGAUGUUCCUCUCAAUAAAAAUGUAUUUUUUGCACUGUAAACCUGUCUCAACUCCAUCAUUCUGACUCAAAACAUUUGAGAAUGUUCAGCGCAUCAGUGGAGGGCAGUUGUGUCCUGGACAUUUUUGGCACCUUGACACGAGUUGAAAAAGACUUGAUGUAUGUAUUUCUGCAUUUCUGAUACACAAUCCACCUCUUGGCUCCC
This is a messenger RNA of Acanthopagrus latus (yellowfin seabream), 1278 nucleotides long. Its product is annotated as serum amyloid P-component-like. The transcript has 6 exons. Bases 254 to 922 code for a protein of 222 amino acids. NCBI's taxonomy places the organism in Eukaryota, Metazoa, Chordata, Actinopteri, Spariformes, Sparidae. The record is from RefSeq and is a predicted model, not a curated record.